GUGAUGCCAGCGCGCCAGCGGGCACAGGUAGCGCAGCUAAAAGAUACACAGGGCUCCGACGCCUGCAAUUUCAGCUGCUCCUCUACUUGGUCUUUAGCCUCCAGCAAUGAGAGAGAUGGUGAGGGGCCGGGGGGGCUGAGGGGCAGAGCGGGCACAUUGUUCCGCAGGGUCAGGUCGCUGCAGGCCAAGGGCAAACAGGGCAGGGGUUCCAGGCUGAGGGGCUUGCGGAGGUUCCUGAGCCGCAGUGAAGAGAACAUUACAGGGGCAACGGGGCAGCAGCGGGAGGGCAAGAGCCGGAGCCUGGAACGCAGCCUGGCAUUCAAAGAAACGGCCGAGGUGCUGGCACCCAGGAAAUGCCAACUGCAGUCUCCCUGCGCCCAACCGCUCAAGAGCAUCCUGAAGCACCCGGGCACCCUCAGUCUCAGCUCCGAGGCACCGGGCAGCGCAGCAUGGAGACUGGCGGAGCGGCUGAACUCGCCUGUGGCCCUCUCGCCCGCGGCCCUCUCGCCCGCGGCCCUCUCGCCCUCUCACAGGGACUCCCGGAGGUUCCGGACCCCCUCCCCAGACAAGAGCCAAGAGGACAAGGCCCGCUUCUCCCAGUUCUUGGAUGAGAUCACUUUCCGGGUGCUGAGCCCAACCAACGGGCCGGGGGGCAGGCAGAGGGCAUCGGGGCGCGGUACUGAUGAGGAAUCCCCCACCUCUGAGCAGUGGGCUGUGCCAGAAGCACUGUCUGGGGUCCGGAGGUCUCAGGAACAUGGAGACCCCUCACGCAGGUCCGGGAAGUCUCCGGGGGGCUCGGUGGACAAUGAUGGGGUUGUUGGCCAGGCAGAGGCAGGGGUAUUACCUUGGGGGCUGAGGGAGGGAACUAGACAACAGAAGCCUUCAGUGGCCAAAUUGGCCAAACCUCAAACCUCAUCUGAGCUGAGCUUCAUGGACUCGGAGUCCCUCUCCUCCCACCUGAGCCCAGAGGCUACAAGCCCCUCCCCUAGAGCUUCCUCCUCAUUGGCCGGCAGUCACAGUAAGGAGCUGCAGACAGAAGGGGAACGUAUCCAGUUCCUGCAGCACCAGAACGAUGAGCUGCGCCGGCGCCUGGCCUACGCCACCACCAAGAUGGAAGCCAUGGAGCACGAGGUGGACGCCCGGGGGCAAUACUCGGAGAUGGAACUGAGUCGCAACAGGGAGGAGCUGGAAAAGCUGAAGGACAAAUUCCGUAGGUUACAGAACAGCUACACGGCCUCCCAGAGAGUGAACCAGGACCUGGAGGAGAAGCUGCACACUCUGAUAAAGAAAGCUGAGAUGGACAGGAAAACGUUGGACUGGGAGAUAGUGGAGCUCACAAACAAACUGCUGGAUGCAAAAACCACCAUCAACAAACUGGAAGAGCUGAAUGAUCGGUAUCGGCAGGACUGUAACCUCGCCGUGCAGCUCCUCAAAUGUAACAAGUCCCACUUCCGCAACCACAAGUUUGCCGAUCUUCCCUACAGACUGCAGGACCUGGUGGCCAAACACAUGCAGAGUUCGCCGACCCCCCCGGGCUCCGGGCAGGACAGUCCGUCUGGCCCCUGCCAGUCAGGCCCCUCCCAGUCGGACGUGGUGCCCACCUCAGUCAUCGCCCGAGUGCUGGAGAAGCCGGAGUCGCUCAUCCUGAACUCGGCCACAUCAGGCAGCGGGGGGGGCCCCACGGCGGAGGACGUGUUUGUGCACGUGGACAUGAGUGGCUCCGGGGGGAGAGCGAGGAACGGGGGGCGCCGGCAGCACAAUGGGGGUCUCCAACACCAGGGCAGCACCGACAGUGCUUCUGAAGAUCCGCCCACUUUUGAAAAACUCAACCCGUACCCCACCCCUCCCCCGCCCCACCCCAUGUACCCCGGGCGCAAAGUCAUCGAGUUCUCCGACGAGAAGGUGCGGAUCCCCAAAAACAGCCCCCUGCCCAACUGCACCUAUGCAACCCGCCAAGCCAUCUCCCUCAGCUUGGUACAGGGGGAGGAGGGCCCCGACCGGCACCGCACCGUGCCCAACAGCCCCGCCUCCACAGCCAGCUACCCGCAGCGGGCACGCAGCGCCGAUAACCCCGCCCGCUCCCCCGUCAGCAGCGCCGCCCCCAGCUCCGCCAGCUCCGAGGAGGACAUGUUGGCCAAUUGGCAGAGAAUGUUUGUGGAGAAGUCCGCGCCCAGCACCGAGGGCUGCCUGGCCCACCGGACCUCCUACAGCCGGGACUCGGCGGCCGAGCUGCAGAAGAGGUUCAGUCGCUCCAUGCAGGAACUCAGUUGGGCGGCGCAGGCCUUCUCUGAGCGCGAGAGCUUCGGCCAAGGUUGGGCGGGGGGCCGGGACGCCAGUCUGGAAGAAGAGGGCACGGUGGGAAGCCGCCGGGGGCACGUGCCCAGUCACUAUGGCAAGGAGUUCUCCCAGGAAGAAGCCCAGGACUUGCUCUCUGGGGCGGUGGAAGAGGAGGAUGAGGAGGAGGGGGCAGAAUAUAUGUUGCCCCCAGAGGAGGCAGAAGAGGAGGAGCAAAUAAUAGAGGAGGAGACUCUGGCAGAGGGGCGGGACGGGCUGAGUACGGAGACUCCUCCCCCAAACACUCGGCCCCACCGCAGCCCCAAACGUAUGGGCGUCCAUCACCUCCACCGUAAGGACAGCCUGACGCGGGCGCAGGAGCAGGGCAACCUGCUGAAUUAGGGGAGUGGCUAAUAUCUGGGGGGGCUCCGUAGCCGCCAUUCCCAUGGCAACGACACUCCAGGGGGCGAGGCGGGCGCCCGUAGGCCAUUGGCUGCCAACCCGCCUCAAUCAUAAUAUGCAUUUAUUAACACUACGUUAGGGGGGGGGGGGGAGUCUCCUCCUCCCUUUAUAUUGUGUCCCGGGGCCACAGAGGUGCCAGCUGCUUCCUAUUGGAUGAGGCACCAUGGGCACCAGGCAGUAUUAACUCUUCCAGUAUCUAAGGGCUCUGCGCCCAGCGGUGCCGCCUUGGCAAGGGGGCCGGCCCUUCAGCCAUUCCAGCUGCUCCGUGUGAAUGUAAGGGUUAAAUCUCCUACUGGGAUCUUCCAUGGGGGGGGCAAUGGAGUUGCCAUGGUUACCACCGUUCCCAGUGUGCAAUAUUUCACGUCUGUUUUUUUUAACUGAAUUUUGAGUCUUUAUUGGACUUUCUCCCCCCCCCCGACCCCCCCCUCCUGAUGCUUUGUUUCCCUGUAUUGGGGGGCGCAGGGUGCUAUCGGGGGGGGGGGGGGGUCUCAUCUGGUUUAGUUUCAUUUUGUUUGUUUUUGGUUUGUUUUGUUUAAUUGUUGCAAUAAACAGUGUGCGGUGUCCCCGCCCCUCCCGGGGGGGCCCUGGUUCUCUAACCGGUCCAACGGUACCAGAACCCCCAGCUGUGGGACUCUAUGGACCCCUUGCACCCGUCACCUUUAUGACACACAGUAUGUAAAGCUGUACGAUUGGCUUCCAAUAGAUCUUGUAACCUAUAGCAACCAGGUGUCUGAUGUUUUUAUUUCAGUUGCUAUGGGUUACAAGGCCUAAACACUCCGGUGCAAAGGGUGCGCAGGUCCAUGGUUGGGGAAUCAUUGGGCACUGGGGCUUAUUCUUCUCAUUUUUAUUACCCCCCCCCCCCCCCCAGGCUGCUCUGUGUAUUGGCUUUGUGCCCCCAGACUUGUACCGGGGGGGCAGUAUUACCGGCAAUGUGCCCCCCUAUUGCCCCCGCCCCACAGAUCUCAGACUGUUAAUCGCAUUUAGUAUUAUUUUCCAGAUUUUUUUCAGAACUGUCUAUUUUCUGAGGAGAAAUAAAACUAUUUUAAAAUA
Messenger RNA from Xenopus tropicalis (tropical clawed frog), 3786 nucleotides. It is a transcript of the gene tjap1, whose product is annotated as tight junction associated protein 1 (peripheral). The transcript is spliced from 7 exons. NCBI's taxonomy places the organism in Eukaryota, Metazoa, Chordata, Amphibia, Anura, Pipidae. The coding region runs from base 4 to 2676 and encodes 890 amino acids. Gene Ontology annotation, cellular component: membrane. The record is from RefSeq and is a predicted model, not a curated record.